Messenger RNA from Marmota monax (woodchuck), 519 nucleotides. RefSeq names its product keratin-associated protein 21-1-like. The record is from RefSeq and is a predicted model, not a curated record. NCBI's taxonomy places the organism in Eukaryota, Metazoa, Chordata, Mammalia, Rodentia, Sciuridae. The transcript has a single exon. Bases 1 to 519 code for a protein of 172 amino acids.
AUGACACAUCCAAUCCUGUUAGUAUAUAAAGGUCCUGAGGGACUGGGUGACAUUCGCACUUUAGAAGCAUCCUUCAACCCCUCCACUGAAACCUCACCUCCUGACACCAUGUGUAGCAACUACUACGGGAACUCCUGUGGAGGCUAUGAUUGCGGCUACGGCUCUGGCUGUGGCUCUAGAUAUGGCUGUAGCUGUCGCUCUGGCUAUGGAUACAAUGCUGGCUGUGGCUGUGGCUUAGGCUGUAGAUAUGGAUCUGGCUGUGGAUAUGGCUCUAGAUGGGGAUGUGGCUCUCGCUAUGGCUGUGGAUAUGGCUGUGGCUGUGGUUCUGGCUACGGAUACACAUCUGGCUGUGGCUGUGGCUCUGGCUGUGGCUCUAGAUAUGGAUGUGGCUGUGGCUACGGCUCUGGCUAUGGAUACAAGUCUGGCUGUGGCUGUGGCUCUGGCUGUAGAUAUGGAUCUGGCUGUGGAUAUCGCUCUGGCUGCUGCAGCUACAGAAGACGCUAUUCCUCUUGCUGCUAA